AUGGAUGAGGACAUCCUGUGGGCAACAGCUGUGGUUGACAGAAGAGCAGAGCUUGAUAAACGGGAGAAGGGACCAGUAGAACCUGAGGAGUUUUUGAAAGCAGCAGCUCAGGGAAAGCUGGAAGUAAUUGAGAAGUUUCUGGAAGACGGAGGAGAUCCAAACACUUGUGAUGAGUUCAGGAAAACUGCUCUGCAAAGAGCAGCUCUGGAAAAUCAUGCUGAAAUUGUCAAAACAUUACUGAAGAAAGGAGCUGAUAUCAACUUUAAAGACAUGCUGGACUGCAGGGCUGUACACUGGGCUUGCAGAGGUGGAAGUCUUGCAGCACUGAAAGUUCUUCAGGAUAGGGGAGCUGACAUCAACGUCAAAGACAAACUUCGAAGCUCACCUUUACAAGUGGCCACACGGACAGGUCACAGCGACAUUGUUCAACACCUUUAAGUCAGCGGAAUCAACAUUAAUGCCAAAGACUGGGAGGGGGACACAGCUCUACAUGAUGCUGUCAGAUUAAAUCGACAUAAAAUUGUUAAACUCCUCAUACUAGCAGGAGCGGAUAUGCAGAUCAAGAAUGCUGAGGGCAUUACAGCCACUGAACAGGUGAAGCAAUGGCAGUUUGACACAAAAGAGACAUUGGAGAAGCUAGAACAGAUAAGGGAUGUCUGUCUAGUCUGA
Molecule: messenger RNA, 669 nt
Organism: Xyrauchen texanus (razorback sucker)
Lineage: Eukaryota; Metazoa; Chordata; Actinopteri; Cypriniformes; Catostomidae
Gene: ankrd2
Product: ankyrin repeat domain 2 (stretch responsive muscle)
Exons: 7
Biological process (GO): regulation of transcription by RNA polymerase II
Cellular component (GO): nucleus
Molecular function (GO): RNA polymerase II-specific DNA-binding transcription factor binding
Source: RefSeq, a predicted model, not a curated record